AUGGAGCUGAACGAAGAUGCGUUCAAGAUUUUCCAGCCGUACAGAGAUGCCACCGACAAGGCCGUGGCAGUGGCCUCGUUCAAGCUGCGCGAUGACAGUGGCGAUGCCAGCUCGCUGCGAGUUGUCACCACGCACUUGCCCGACAUCCCUUAUGGUCCAGCUCGGAAAGAGUUCUGCCGUUGCAUGGAACAGCUGGAGGACAUUGCGCGAAUCCCGACAUUUCUCCUUGCCAGCUUGAGCUUCUCGGACCAGGUCAUCGAAGCGUGGAUGAGACACAAGUUCGGGAUGGAGAACGUCAAGUUCGCAGGAAUCCCGUACCCAACUAACAUCCACCAGGCAACCCUUCUGCCGAAGAGGAUCGACGGCAUUGCAUCCGUGUCUCCAGAGGCUACGUGGGAGGUUCGAGCAUUGGAGGCAGAUGAGGUCCUGCCUGGCUUGCAGCAGCAUGUGGAUCUCCUGCGUUACAGGCCGGUGGCAAUUGCAAAGAUGCGCCCGACCUAG
Molecule: messenger RNA, 501 nt
Organism: Symbiodinium sp. CCMP2592
Lineage: Eukaryota; Dinophyceae; Suessiales; Symbiodiniaceae
Source: the annotation of a GenBank genome assembly